AUGCAGAUGGACGCCGUCUCGCUCUCCUCGGAUUUCUGGGAUGGUGUCGCGUGUGGCAAACUAAUUGCGGAGCCUCGGCUCGCGGUGCUCACGCAGAAGAGUGCAGGCUCCAAGAACGUCCUGCUCGUGGCGACAGACGGGAGCCGAAACACAGAAGGCGCCCUCCAACAUGGACGAAUUUUCGCCCGAGGCGACGCGAUCUCUGUGGAUCUCGAGAAAGGAGGAGCCACAAAGUCGGUUAUCGUCCUCGACAAAUUUACAGUCCAGACGGUCGGAGGGCGGCGUUGCGUCUUCGCACUUUCGCUGAAGAUUUCAAAGGAAGUGUUUCACCUAGCUGGCGGCUCAACAUUUACUCCUCAUCCACGCCUUCUCGACAAUCCUGACGCAUCUGCGAAGGAGGCAAGCGGUCCGAGGUGGCAAGCGAGUUCUGCACUCGCGGUGCGGCCCGCGUCCCAGGAAGACUCACCCCAGGAACGCGACGCGAGCAACACCCUGGCGACGCCUUCCGCACCCGAAGAUGAGGCGAGCACCACGCUCGCCGGCAGCAGCAAGAAGCGCCGUCCUGUCCACGCGCACACUGGCGGCGCUGUCGCUCGCCAGAAGGGCGGCAUCCGCGUGAACAUCAAGGAUCUCAAUUCCUACAGUCAAGACUGGGUCAUUACGGGACGCGUCGCCGACAAAACCGACCUGCGACUGUUUGCGAACCAACGAGGCGAGAGUCAAGUUUUUUCUGCAACGAUCAUCGACCGCCUUAAAGGAGAGAUUCGCGCUAGCUUCUUCGGCGGCGUCGCCGCCAGGUGGCAUCCUCGUCUUGAGGUCGGGCGCGUCUACGAGUUCUCGCGAGGCACCGUCGACGUGGCGAACAGGAAAUUCAACUCCCUUUCUCACGAAUACGAAAUCAAGUUCGACGACCGGGCGCAAAUUGUCGAGACGGAGGAAGAUUCUUCCAUUCCUUCGCAGAUAUUCUCGCCAGUCAAGUUGGCGACCUUGGCCAGAGACGAGUCUCUCCUCGGAACUGUCGUCGACGUCGUGGGAUUCGUCACGUCUUUCAGUGAGACGUCCUCCGUCCUGACGCGCAACACACGGGAAGAACUGCAGAAGAAGGAACUGACUCUCGUGGACGACUCGGAUGCUGCUGUCAGCGUCACCCUGUGGGAGCAGCAUGCGGCAAGUCUGAAGGAAGCGGUGCUUUCCGAACGGCCCCUUGUGGCGAUCAAAGCCCUGCGCGUUUCUGCGUACGCGGACAAAGUGAGCCUGACUUCCACAUCUCGCUCGGUCAUCCUCGUCGACCCUCAAGGUCUGGAAGAAGGCGACGCUCUUGCUGCCUGGUGGCACGACGAGGGCGAACGCACCCACAAGGCUCGCGUCAAUCCGAGCCACAGCUCUGUCAUUACGGAUAUCUCGGUGGUGAACAAGCACAUCGAGGAGCUAACAUCGGGAUCCCUCUAUUUCAACUGCUUGGCAGUCGUUUCCGACGUCCAGCGGUAUUCCCCUGUGUGGCUCGCCUGUCCAGAGUGCAGGCGGAAGGUGCGAAGCGCCCCUGGACGACGAGACGACGCGCGAGGAUCUUCCUUUGCUCGGUGUUUGAACUGCAACAAAACAGUCGAGCCGGUAGCCCAAUGGUCCAUCUCUCUGACUCUGGCAGAUCCUACCGGCUCUCUCGCCUGCGUGGCACUAAACGACUGCGGCCAGCAAGUAGUCGGGCCUCUCCAAAUCACUCCUGAGACCGUUCAGAUGCUCGCACUAGGCGGCACGGACACCUUUGGCAGGACGUUUGGGGAUGCGAUGGAUCUUUUGCUGUUCAGAGAAGUCCGCGUUAGGCUCUGCGUAAGGAGCUACAAGUAUCGAGGAGAUACCAGAGUCACCUGUAAGGUCGUUGGAUGUACCUGGACAGAAAGGGACAACGAGGCACAGACUUGCACACGCCUAAGGAGCAUCCACGACCAGCUGCAGUGA
Messenger RNA from Besnoitia besnoiti, 1956 nucleotides. RefSeq lists its product as uncharacterized. The transcript is spliced from 17 exons. The record is from RefSeq and is a predicted model, not a curated record. Lineage: Eukaryota; Apicomplexa; Conoidasida; Eucoccidiorida; Sarcocystidae. The coding region runs from base 1 to 1956 and encodes 651 amino acids.